AUGAAGUUCAAUACGCGUUUCUUGCUCUUGGCCUGUCUCUGCCUGAGCUUGUCCUUGUCCCUGGCAGCGGCAGAGUCAGCUGAGGAUUACGACGAGUCUGAAUUGGAUGCCAGCAAUGGACAAGAUACUGAUGGCGGCGACGGCAACGCAUCAGCCGUAGACGGAGAUGGUGAUGAUGCAGCUGGAGGUGAAGAGGAGGAAGAUGACGAUACAACUUUAGCGCCCACCACUAGAAGAACCACACGCCGUGCAAAUCGCCGCCCCGCACGCAGGCCAAUCCGUAGACAAAACAACAACAACAACAGGCGCAUGAAUAACAGACGCAUGAAUAAUAGACGCAUGAACAACAGGCGUAUGAACAAUAGACGCGUUGCUGGUCUAAGAAAUAGAAACCAACGCGGUUAA
Molecule: messenger RNA, 405 nt
Organism: Drosophila busckii
Lineage: Eukaryota; Metazoa; Arthropoda; Insecta; Diptera; Drosophilidae
Gene: Pig1
Product: pre-intermoult gene 1 protein
Exons: 1
Coding region: 1-405 (134 amino acids)
Source: RefSeq, a predicted model, not a curated record